Papaver somniferum (opium poppy) is the source of this 913-nucleotide messenger RNA. RefSeq lists its product as uncharacterized. The transcript has 3 exons. NCBI's taxonomy places the organism in Eukaryota, Viridiplantae, Streptophyta, Magnoliopsida, Ranunculales, Papaveraceae. Bases 9 to 722 code for a protein of 237 amino acids. The record is from RefSeq and is a predicted model, not a curated record.
CCAGUUAUAUGCAACUAUUGAAUCCUUUAGAUAAGAUGCAUGAGUAUUCUUGGGUUACUGCGGUGGUCUCCUUCUUGAACAAUGAGUUGAUAAAGGGUUCUAGGGCACUCACUGCGCAAGUUAACGGAAACAUAUGUCUCUUCCAGGUUUGGAUAUAUGAGCACUUCUCUUCUUUGGUGAAAGCAAACUCCUACAUCAAAGUGGAUGCGAAUGUUGCGGUUGAUAAGCCAAUAACGCAAAGGUACAAUUUUAAGGGUACUCAGGAUAAGGAAAUGCCGCAAAAUCUUAUCAAACUCCGAAUCGCCAUCGACAAAUUUACUGCGGAGGAGGUGAUAUUUGAUCCGUAUCGAGAUGCUAGAAAUCAGGGUUUAAUCCAAAGGAGAGAUGAAGUUGCAUUAUACUAUGGACCCUUAUUGUUGACCACCACUGGAUAUUCAAUGUACGAUCCACAUCGGGUAAUGCGACUAUUUGGUUACAUCCAAGAAGAACCUCAUAUCGAUGAAGAUAAGUCGUUCUUUACUGUGUCAAGGGAUGACUGCACCACGUCCCAAAAAAUUAUUAACGUCUCUUACGCUCUAUCGCCAGCUCAAGAACAUCGGGACGGUAGACGUGGCCGUAACAUCGAUGUGACUCUUUUGGACGAGGUGACCACCGGUCAUGAAGCUAGUGAGAAAUACAUGACAUGGUACUUGGGUUGGGCUCGUCCUACUGUGAUUAGGUAAAUGACUGAUGAAGAUUUGGCUCGUAUGAGGAAGUUGGCAUCGAAAGACCCAGCAACAAGUCUUAAGUUCUUUAAGGAGCAUUUGAAGAGCCUUAUGAGGGUGAUGUGUUGCGCGAGAGAAAGAUGAGAGCCUUUGUCGAUUGAGGAGAAAAACAAGCACAUUGACUUUGCUAGCAAUGUUGACAAUGGGGA